Molecule: messenger RNA, 1304 nt
Organism: Maniola jurtina (meadow brown)
Lineage: Eukaryota; Metazoa; Arthropoda; Insecta; Lepidoptera; Nymphalidae
Gene: Mtl
Product: ras-related C3 botulinum toxin substrate 1
Exons: 6
Coding region: 172-759 (195 amino acids)
Biological process (GO): small GTPase-mediated signal transduction
Molecular function (GO): GTPase activity; GTP binding
Source: RefSeq, a predicted model, not a curated record
AAUUUAUUAAAAUCUGGCAAUGCAGCAUCCAUCUUUCAAUGCAUUUUUUUCUGUUUUGUGAUUGAAUUUUAGUAUUUAAUCCGUAAUAUAAUAAACAAAAGUGAAGAUAAAUUAGUAAUAAUAUAGCAAGUGUUUUAUAAAAACAUCUGAGUACAAACACCUGACAUAAAGAUGUCUUCAGGAAGACCGAUUAAAUGUGUAGUGGUGGGCGAUGGAACCGUUGGAAAAACAUGCAUGUUAAUAUCAUACACCACGGAUAGUUUCCCUGGGGAAUAUGUACCAACAGUUUUCGAUAAUUAUUCAGCACCAAUGGUUGUGGACGGGGUGGCGGUAUCCCUAGGGCUAUGGGAUACAGCUGGACAAGAGGAUUAUGACAGACUGAGACCUUUAAGUUACCCACAAACAGAUGUCUUCCUUAUAUGUUUUAGUGUAACAAGUCCAUCAUCAUAUGAGAAUGUGACUUCAAAAUGGUAUCCAGAAAUAAAACAUCACUGCCCAGAUGCACCCAUAAUCCUUGUUGGUACAAAAAUUGAUUUAAGGGAUGAUCGUGAAACAUUAAGCCUGCUUUCCGAGCAAGGGAUGUCCCCUUUGAAGAGGGAACAAGGACAGAAACUGGCCAAUAAAAUAAGAGCUGUCAAGUAUAUGGAGUGUUCAGCUUUGACACAGCGUGGUCUUAAGCAAGUAUUUGACGAAGCAGUCCGCGCGGUGUUGAGACCAGAGCCACAGAAGAGACACCAGAGGAAGUGUUUGAUUAUGUAAAUAUGGCACACGUUGACACCAAUAUGUCACAAGCAGGAAUCUCAAAGCAACAGUAAUAAUAUGUUUCUAAACCAGUAUUAGAACAUUUCGAGUUUGUUACAAAUUUUCAUUACUAGCAAUUUUCUUUUGCAUUUUAAUGUGCCAUAAUAUAACUAAUGGUGAUAUCUUCUAUGUGAGACAAAAUUGAUAUUAUGUAUCAAGUAUCAACAUCACAACAAAGAAUUUUUAUUUUAUGUUUUCUGCUUGAUGAAGCAAAUGAAAAUGCCAAAGAUUUAAGAAUAGAUAGUAAGUUUCAAUAUUUUUAGUUGCAUUAUAGGAGAGCUAAGGUUGGAAACAAAUUGUUACUGUUUAUUUAAAUUUGAGAAUUUGUAAUAUUAUUUUUAUAAUAUUAUGAAAUAUGACCUCAAGAAUUUUGAUGUUUCGAAUUAUUCUUAUGCAACUUGUGAAUAAGGACUGACAAUUAGUAUUGAAGCUAGUUAUGUGAAUUGCAUACUCAAACAAUAGUAAUUUCUUAGUUGUGAGGGUGAAUAUUUUGUAUUGACUGG